This is a messenger RNA of Racocetra persica, 398 nucleotides long. Lineage: Eukaryota; Fungi; Glomeromycota; Glomeromycetes; Diversisporales; Gigasporaceae. The record is from the annotation of a GenBank genome assembly.
AAGGUAUAACCUUAUUUGAUAAAGAUCAAAAACUAUCUAUUCAGCUAGUACAAGGCAGAAACAAAUCACUCCCAACUAUAAUAUUUGAAGUACUAAAAAGAAUUUAUGAACAAGAUGUUAAUAGUAAAAUUGAUGUAGAAUCUGAUUCAAAAAAGUUUCUUAUGGUUACAAUCCUGGAAUUUGUUUCAGCACAAAAUAAUAAUACUGUUUUUAAACAAGAUAUAAAUCAAGAAAUUGAAAAUUUUAUAUUUUCAAAUUCAUCUCAACAUAAAGACAAGAGGCAUUCUGCAAAUAGAAGAUAUUUGUUAGCAAUUGAAAAUCAAAAUAACAAGGUUGUUUGGUCAAAUAACCAAGAUAAAAUAUCAAAGUCUGAGCCAAAAAAGAAAAAUAAGUGUUAA